Molecule: messenger RNA, 5932 nt
Organism: Anopheles darlingi
Lineage: Eukaryota; Metazoa; Arthropoda; Insecta; Diptera; Culicidae
Exons: 8
Coding region: 205-5658 (1817 amino acids)
Cellular component (GO): lysosome
Molecular function (GO): cysteine-type endopeptidase activity
Source: RefSeq, a predicted model, not a curated record
AACGGGGAAAAAAAUUGUUUACUAAAACUCGCGGCCUCGCCGUGUACUCCGUGAAUUACGUGCCGUGUCGGAAUUGUGAACAUUAAUCGAGUACAUUGUGAUUGCGGAUAAAAAAAGAGACCUCUCAUUAGUCACGCAUCCCGAACACAGUGAUAAAGGUUUUCUGGAAAUCGGCCACUGUUGGGUGGUUAGUUUUGUUGAGGAAUGGGACGGAGAAGUCGUUCGAUGGCGCAGCAGCUGCUCUUGCUGCUAUCGCUGGCGGCCUUCCUGCUGGUGACGGUGGUGCACUCGGAAACCGUGGAAGCUGAAGCUAAGGAAGCGAUUGCCGGUGGCACCGAGGACGGAGACAAUCAGAACAUUUUGACCACCGGGUUGCGCUUGGAACAUGAGCUCGUCAGAGAGCAAGCCGAUGCACCAUCUACAGUCAAUGGAAGCAGCGAGGGAGGCAUCGUGGCCAUACACGUCGAUGCCGUUGGAGCAAAGGAGCAACUAAGGCCGAACCUUCGCGGAUUGGCCUACAUCGCGACGAGCUUCCUGCCGCGCGGUUACACCUUCCUCGACGUGGUAUCGGCCACUCGGGAGGUGGUAGCGGGCGUACGGUAUGAACUGAUUGCCCAUGCCCAGGAUGAAACCAACGAACAGCAGUACUGCCGGCUGGUGGUGCUAGAGAAACCCUGGAUCACGACGGUGUACGGCGAAAAGUAUCGUACGCUCGAGUACACCAACUGCACGGCGAACGGUGGUGAAGGCAUAGAACCGACCUUGGGGCCGGUAACCACCCAGUUGAACCCGGUGUUCGAUGCAGAUGCACGUCAAAGCGAACCGCUCACACCAGAACGCAUCGAAGCGAUGGAGCAACAAAUUAUUAUUGGCCUUUUACCCUCACCGGAUUCGUCAUCGACGACGACGACGACAACGGAGGAGGACAGAGGUCAGAGUGAGGACAGUACGUCACAGACCACUAGCGAGACGGAGACGGAGAAGGAUGUUGGGUUGAGCGAUGCGGCCAAGAGUGCCAUCGAUGAGCUAUUCGCUGCUGCAGCGGCUCCCAGGAGGGACAGUUUUGCAUCACCGACGACUACCAGUGAACCGAUCGGUCGGGAGCCGGUCACAGAAGAAACGAUCGUACCGGUGAGGGUGAGCCCGGUUUAUGAGGAAGUGGCGUCACCAUCCUCUACCAUAGCACCGCUGGAUCAGCAAAUUCAAUCAACCUUCGAUGAGGUGUUCCGCACGCACCAAGAAAUCCAAAAGGCCCUAGAUGAGGUCACGCAAAAUGGUGGAGGACGGGAGGUACAGAUCAAGUAUCGGCCCGUUUUCGAUUCGCUGCUACAGAAGGUGAAGGCUAGCAUCGAUAGUUACUACCGCACGACGAACGGUGGUGAUGCUAACGUCGAUACGGCCGCUUUUGUCGUGCGCGAUAACAGUCCGGCCCAGGGUCGUCCCAUUUCGACGCCACGAUCGAUUGUGCAACCGGACGUGAGCCGUUCGUCGGAGGAGAGUGACGAGGGACAGCAGCAGCAGCGCCAGCAGCAGCAACGCGUUCCGCCAUCGCCUGGUCAGCAGCCUCUGCAUGUGUAUCCGUUCAUUGCGGACGAAGAGGACGAGGAUGGUGAGAACGGUCAACAGAUUCUGACAAAGGAGCAGCUGAGCGAGGCACUGAACGCGGACGAUUCAUUGCAGCGUGUCAAGCGUGGUCUGUUCUCCUCCUCAGAGGAACACUAUAAACGAUUGCUCGGUCUGCCCUAUAAUCCGGCUGCUUUGUUCUCCUCCGAAUCGGACGAAUACAAGCGGCGAUACAGGCUCAGUGCGCUCAAGCGACUACAGGCACAGUAUCCGGAACUAGCUAGCAAACAUAGGGAACCAACGGAUGGGGAGUUGCUCGCGGCAUUACAGAGAAAGUAUCCACAUUUGGUUGCGGUGAAUCCUUCCAAAGCGGCCGAUCCGGUACCGAAGCGUCCAGCAGAGGGGCCACUUGACAAUGAGCAGCAAUUGGAAAUCUCGAUAUUACAAAAAUUACAGAAAAAAUAUCCGCAUGUGCGUGCCAAGCGAAGCCAAGCCCCGACGGCUGAUCAACCAAAGGUUGCCGCUACAGUACAGUCUACCAGUGACAAACAGGAGAGUCAUUCAGAAGUACCUAAUGCUUUAUUACCCCAAGAAGUUGCUAAGUCUGUGCCAUCCACAAACAAAGAUGACAAGCCCGAAUUGCCAAAGAAUGAAGAAGAUUCCGUAGCAUCCGAUGAGUCGCCGGAGGACAUUGGCGAUGAUGAGAAGUUGACAAAGGAGGAGCUGACGAAGCGGCUAAACGCAGACGAUGGACUGAAACGAGGCAAACGUGGUUAUUCUUCGUCCUACGAUCACUCCAGUAGUUAUUAUGGAGGCCAUCAUGGAGGUCACUAUGGAGGUCACUAUGGAGGCUAUUACGGUGGACACUACGGUGGGCACUACGGUCCACAAUACCCGUACAAUCCGUAUUAUCCCGCAUAUCACCGAGGUAAGCGAAGCGCUCCGGUUGAGGAUCUUCCAAAGGAUGCCAAUGCAGAAAAGAAGGCGAACGUAGAAGAGAAACACGUAGAGUCUAAUCCGGAAGUACCGGCUGUACCGGUGCCCCAGGAAGCUGAUAAGACCACUCGGACAGCUAAGGAGAACGAUCAGCAGGCACCGAAAAUUGAAGGCGUAACGAUGAUGUUCGGCGAGUCGCAGGAGCAAGACAUUGACGAUAAGCAAUUGACAAAGGAAGAGUUGACGAAGCGGUUGAACGAAGACGAUGGUCUGAAACGGGAUAAACGUGGGUAUUCUUCGUCCUACGAUCACUCGGGUGGCUAUUAUGAUGGUCAUUAUGGGGGCCAUUAUGGGGGCCAUUUUGGAGGUCAUCAUGGAGGGUAUUAUGGAGGAUACGGAGGAUAUGGCGGUUACGGAGGAUACUAUGGUGGUUACGGUUAUGGGCCGUUCCGAGGCAAACGUGACGCUCCGACCGUCGAAAAGAAUCUGAUUAACCUGGAUGAUCCGAGCCAAGAGUCGGCUAUUAAAGCGAUCGCCCUCGAGGCUAUCAAUCGGUUGGACCAGAUGGACAUGGAUCGGUACCAGCGAAUGCUGCUGGAGGUGCUAUCGGCUCGCAGAGUGUCCGAGAGUACCGACAAACUGCGCACCUCGUACGUACUCGACGUGUUGACCGCGAACUCACGCUGUGCGGAAGAGGAGAGCAAACCUGCCGAGUCCUGCCGUACGCUGUUGAUGCCCAACACUACGAAACACUGUACCCUGGAGGUACAUGUGUCUAGGGCCAUCAAGGAAGAAUCGAAACAGGUAAAACUAAUCAAAUCCAAAUGUCAAAAACAGGACGACAGCCAUGCCCAUAAGCUGGAGCGCCGCGACACUUCACCGAAGAAGGUGAACAAGAUUCCGAAAACGGGCGCCGCUGAGCAGCUGACACCGGAGGAGUAUGGCAACGAGGCGCAUCAGAAGCGUAUCCGCGAGGCGCUGAAACAAAUGGCCCAGUUGGCCGACGCUAACGGAAGCGAGCGUAAGGUGACUGUGGUCAGUGCGACCCAAUCGGUCGUCUCCGGUAUUUCCUACAACUAUCGACUGACCUUUGCCGACGACGAAGAGAAGCGCGUAUGCGUUCUGAAUGUGUGGGAGAGGGCCUGGCUGAAGGACAAAGAUGAAGCGGUUAAGGUAAAGUUCGACUGUCCAUCGCCGAGCGAGAAGAAGCGUGCUAAGCGCAGCGUUUGUGCCGGUUGCCCUGCUGGUUUAUCGACGGAAGAAUUAGGAAAGCCGGAGCAUCAGGAACGUAUUAACAAGAUACUGUCAUUCCACGGCUAUACUCGCGAUAGUGACUUCAAGGUACUUAGUGCUUCGGAGCAAGUGGUAGCCGGUCUCAAGUACACGUACACUGUGCAGCACAACGGAAAACGGUGCGAGUUGGGUUCGUGGGAGCGAGCAUGGUUGGAGGCAUCGCAGCCGGAAGAAGCCUACAAGUACAGCUACAGCUGCUCGGAUGCCUCACGUCGUCGUCGUCGUCGUUCGGCCAUUCCCGGCAGUGUCCGUGCGCUCACGGACGAUGAGCUGGUUAACAGCGAGCACGUACAGCGCGUGGACAAGAUUCUGGUAGCAAACGCUGGAUCGGUGGACUCCUCUAAAUCACGAAUUGUUAGCGGCACCGUGCAGACGGUGCAGGGUAAGCUGUACAAGUACGCCGUCGAGUUCGAGUUGAGCGGUGGUAUCCCGAAGGUGUGCAAGUUGUCAGCCUGGGAGCGGCCCUGGCUGGAGAAGAGUAACCCAACGGAAGCAUACCAUUACACCGUUCGGUGUCCAACCGAGCAGGAGCACCAGCAUGAUCGCAAACGGCGUCACGCAAAGAAGGUUGGCAGUGCGAACGAGCUGACGGCCGAGGAGCUUAAAAAUCAGGCACACCAUGAUCGCAUCAAGGCUGGUCUCGUGGCGUACAAUGCAGAACGAUCAAAGAGCUAUACUGACUUUGAAAUAUUGGCCGGUUCGAUGCAACAGACGGUUGGUUCACUCUACAAGUAUUCCUUCCGUGUAACUACCGAGCCGGAUGUUGUGUGCAAAAUCUCGAUUUGGGAACGCGUUUGGUUGGAAACACAGGAGCAGCGAAAGUACAUCGUGCGGUGUACUGGCGAUGACCUCACGGAGACAACGGAACAGCAACCGGAAACGCGAAAACGCUCCGUACGGUCACUCAAGAUCGACGACGAAGCGUACGUGCGGCGUCAGUUUGAAAAGUUCAAGCUGCAUCACCAGCGUCAGUACGCCAGCUCGUUCGAACACGAGAUGCGCUAUAACAUCUUCCGCAACAAUCUGUACAAGAUCGAUCAGCUGAAUCGACACGAGCGUGGUACCGGCAAGUACGGUGUGACCAAGUUUGCCGACAUGACGACAGCCGAGUAUCGGGCGCAUACGGGGCUAAUCGUGCCGAAGCAGCACAGCAACCACAUCCGGAACCCCAUCGCAACGGUUUCCACGGAGCGUACGAGCCUACCGACCUCCUUCGAUUGGCGUGACCAUGGUGCGGUGACGGGUGUGAAGAAUCAAGGUAACUGCGGUUCCUGCUGGGCAUUCAGUGCGAUCGGUAACAUCGAAGGGUUGCACCAGAUCAAGACGAAGAAACUCGAAGCGUACUCAGAGCAGGAGCUAAUCGACUGUGACACCGUCGACAAUGGUUGCAACGGAGGCUACAUGGACGAUGCGUUCAAGGCAAUCGAGAAGCUGGGUGGCCUGGAGCUCGAGGAUGAAUACCCAUACCAGGCGAAGGCGCAGAAAACGUGCCACUUCAAUAAAACGCUCAGUCACGUGCGCGUCAAGGGUGCUGUCGAUAUGCCAAAGAACGAAACCUUCAUCGCCCAGUACCUGAUUGAAAACGGUCCGAUCGCGAUCGGAUUGAACGCGAACGCAAUGCAGUUCUACCGGGGCGGUAUCUCGCACCCGUGGCAUCUGCUGUGUAGCCACAAGCAGAUCGAUCAUGGUGUGCUGAUCGUCGGGUAUGGCGUCAAGGAGUACCCGCUGUUCAACAAGACGCUUCCAUACUGGACCAUCAAGAACUCGUGGGGCCCGAAAUGGGGCGAACAGGGUUACUACCGUAUCUACCGUGGCGAUAACUCAUGCGGAGUCAGCGAAAUGGCGUCAUCCGCCAUUCUUGAGUAGGGUGGGAGGUGUGUUGGAUGGAUGUCUAGCCGUCGAUCGAUUUAUCGAUCGAUUGGUUUACGAUCGCACCAAUGCACUGUUAACUUUAAGAAGAAUGUUUUUGUGUUUAUUCAUCAUUUUGUAAUACUCUAAUUUGAUAAUAUGUCUAUUGACCGAUCUUCCUGCUCGUUUUCUUAUACUCGGCCUGGUGUGCGGCCUCAAUGAAAAGGAAAUAAAAAUGAAUAUCCAUUGCGUCUUCCAAUAUUACCCUCCGAACAAACACCUUUCCAAGGAC